AUGUCACCUACCAAACCCACAAUAACAAUAGUCGGCGGCGGAAUAGGCGGCCUAACCCUAGCAGCAGGCCUACACCUCCGCAAAAUCCCAGUCCAAAUCUACGAAGCAGCCCAAAGCUUCAAAGAAAUAGGCCUAGGAAUCUCCCUAGGUCCAGCAGCAUACCGCGCAAUGCCCCUAAUCCACCCGGAAAUCCAACAAAUCUACGACUCUCUCAUAACAACACACGCAGACAGCCCAGGCUACGAAGAAUACGUACAAACCUGGUUCGAGCUCGUCUGGGCGACAGGCCCACAAGAAGGAAAUGUCCUAAUGAACCUAAAAGCUCUUCCCUCCGGCCAGACCGCGCUUCGAAGAGCAGAUUUCUUAAAUGCCCUUGUUGACCUCGUCCCGUCUGAUAUCGUGCAUUUCGGGAAGAGGUUAAACAUGCUCGUUGAACAUGAUGAGCGCGUUGUGCUGGGCUUUGAGGAUGGGGAGGUUGUGGAUGCUGAUGUUGUCGUUGGCUGUGAUGGUAUUCGCUCCAGGGUUAAGGAGUGCAUGAUCCCCGUUGAAUCGUUGCGCACGAAGCCCGUCUAUAGUGGCAUGUAUGGGUAUCGGGCUGUGCUUGAGAUGGGGGAUAUGGUUAAAGCUGUUGGGGAGAAGAGGGCGCAUGUUGCGACGAUUUAUAUCGGACGUGGAGCUUACGGGAUCUCGUAUCCCAUAAUGAGGGGCCGUUUGGUUAAUGUUGGUAUUUAUGUGUUGAGUUCUGAGCCGUGGGAAUAUGAGUCUUGGGUGAGGCCGGCGAGGAGGGAAGAUAUGGAAAGGGAUACGAGAGAUAUGGGGCGGUAUGUGAAGGCUCUUGUUGAGCAUAUGCCCGAUCCAUCUCAAUGGGCUAUCUUCGAGCACCCGCCUAUCUCGACCUAUGCUCGCUCCAGGGUAGCGAUUCUCGGCGAUGCUGCACAUGCUUCCACGCCGCAUCAGGGUGCUGGCGCUGGCCAGGCUAUUGAGGAUGCACAUGUUCUCGCGGAACUACUGAGUGAUUCUCGUGUCGGUUCCGUCCACGAUGUUGUUGCGGCUUUCAAGGCAUAUGAUGACAUUCGUCGGCCUAGGAGCCAGAGAGUUGUUACUAGCAGCAAGGAGAAUGCAGAUAUCCUUUGUCUGUGUUUUGAUGGGGUUCGUGACGAUCCGGCAAAGCUAAAGGAAACGCUUGAUCAACGUUUGAAGUGGCUUUGGGAUCUAGAUGUACAGGAUCAGGUCGAGCGCGCGAGGGAGAAAAUGGUUGAGUAUUUGGAGAUACCGGUAACGGUCGAGGGUUGA
Molecule: messenger RNA, 1293 nt
Organism: Penicillium egyptiacum
Lineage: Eukaryota; Fungi; Ascomycota; Eurotiomycetes; Eurotiales; Aspergillaceae
Source: the annotation of a GenBank genome assembly